Molecule: messenger RNA, 2007 nt
Organism: Linum trigynum
Lineage: Eukaryota; Viridiplantae; Streptophyta; Magnoliopsida; Malpighiales; Linaceae
Source: the annotation of a GenBank genome assembly
AACUCGAACGAAAUUAGAGUCAUCAUCACUUUCUUCUGAAACACCAUUAUACUAACGAUACCAAAAUAGUAUCAUAACCUAACCUUUCGAUAUAACGGCUCUAAUUCACCUGAAAGUAUUUGGUUCUACUCCCUGGAGGUACUCUACUAACUAAUCCUUUUGGCAUCUCCUUCUGUUUAAUAUAUACAAGGGUGACAUAAAUUUAGUUUUAAAUUUAGAUGCUACUAAAGAUAUUCGAAUUUGAGACUUCCAUAUCAAAGAUUAACCAUUUAAUCACUAAAGCGAACAAGAACCCUUGUUGGCGACAGUUCCUAACCAGAGUGCACAUCCACGUCCAUGCAACAAGCCAAAAUCAAAAAGCCCCCUGUGUAGUUCGAAAGGGAAAGCUCCAUUUAAGGCUCAACAUGUACAGCAGCUAGCUAGAAGACGUCACAACGAACAUACAGAAAACCAACCACAGCUUUCUAUCAAAUACCAACUUUCCAACCAAAGCAAAUUAGCCACCUUUCUGGGCUCUCUGCCUUUCCCUCUCCUUUGAAAAUGACCCUCCCAAAGGGCACACAAGCCUUCAUCUUCCUUCCAACCACUCUCUUCCUAUCUUCCAUUCCCUUUCUUUCCCUUUCUUUCCCUCUCUGAGAAAAAAAGGAAGAAAGAAAGAAAAGAGAUUCCUUACAUGUCCCACACCCUUUUCCCUCCAGCUUAUAUUCCCUCCCAAUCUCUCACUACCCUCCAUAAAUUACACCAUAGAUUCUCAUCUCAUCCCUCCCCUUCUCUUCCCUCUUCUUCUAUCUCACCCCAGAUGGCUCCAGAGUUGGAGAGGGCCAGAGUUACAGAGAUACAGGUCCGGAUGGACUGCAAUGGCUGCGUUCAGAAGAUCAAGAAGGCUCUUCAUGGCGUCAAUGGGAUUUACGAGCUCUACAUCGACGUCCCUCAGCAGAAGCUGACGAUCGUCGGCUGGGCUGAUCCUCAGAAGAUCGUUAAAGCGAUUAGGAAGACGAGGAAGACGGCCAUCAUAUGCUCCCAUUCAGAACCACCCUCUGAUCCACAGGAACAACCACUGGAUGGCGGCGAAUCAUCGCAGCCGCCGGACGAAUCAAACCAAUCAGACCCUCCUCCACCGGAAGCAGAAGGCCCGCCCCAACAAACUGAGCCACCGAAGGAACCAUCGCCACCACCGCAGCCACCAGAGAAUCAACAACCGGAAGAGAAACAAUCACCACCACCAGAGCCAGAGCCAAACUCAUCAAGCCAGCAGCCACCACAACCGGCGGGUGGGCAGAAAGACGUCGAAGAGGUUCACGUCAUUUACCACCACCCGCCGUCGGACUACCACCGCUACCCACCACCACCGCCGAACUACGGCUACAGGUACAAUGGCUACAGUGGUGGCGGAUCACCUUCUAGUUCUGGUUCUACUUCCGGUUAUCAUCACUGGGACAGAUACCCCGACGGUCCGGGUUAUCCACCCGUCGUCACCAGGCCACCACCUCCUCAUCAGCCUCAGCCUCCGCCUCCACCUCCACCUCCACCAGUGUACGUGGCUCACCACAACUACAGUACGUACAGGCCAGCACCGUACGUGACUGAGUACGAAUACGUACGAUCGACGCAACCGGCACCACCAUCGCCGCCGAGGCAGCAACCAAGGUAUAUGCCUCCACCGCAGCCGCAGCCAUCUAGGUACGCAGACUAUGGCCGGAUGGACUACUACAACGAGGAGUACCAUGACUAUAAUCAUCGCGGGAAUGGAAACGUAUCGUCUAUGUUCAGCGACGAGAACCCAAAUGCAUGCACAGUAAUGUAAACAACACGAUUAAACCGUCUACCGCCGGAAGGAAGUUCUUAGAUAUCUAGGAGAAAUAAAGAAAGAAUGGCACUAUGAAGAUGUGUACGUUAUUAUUUUUCUGGAAAAGAAUGAGAUUCCAUGCUUGCAAGUGAUGGGGAAAGAACCGAAUCGAUUCUGCGUUCCACUUCUGACUCCAUAGGGCAUAAAAUCCCUGGAAAUGG